Messenger RNA from Trichomonas vaginalis G3, 634 nucleotides. Its product is annotated as organellar and viral DNA polymerase type B. The record is from RefSeq and is a predicted model, not a curated record. NCBI's taxonomy places the organism in Eukaryota, Parabasalia, Trichomonadida, Trichomonadidae. The transcript has a single exon. The annotation marks the transcript as partial.
AUGUCAGCAACAACAGCACCAAACUCGUUAGUCAUGAACCCAACUUCAAUGUUAGUAGAGAUGAAAAGCUUCAUUCCUUCUUCAUAUACUUUCGAAACAGAAAUCCAGAAGAUAAAGCAAGAACUUCUCCAAGGAGAUUUAGACUGUAGUGCAAAAGAUGAAACAAAUGAACAGUAUCUUUAUGAAAUGCAGGACCUGGUGGAACAUCUGCCUAAACUUCCUGAAAUACAACAACAAAAGCUUACAAUUCCAGAAUUCGAUGAAAUAGAAGUGAAACCAACUGACUCAGUAGAAACCAAGAAGUUCAUACGUAAGGUAAACUAUGAGUUUCUUGGAUUUCAUUGCAACCACAAAGUCAUGGACAUUGACAUAUAUAAAUCUGGGGAGUUUAAGACCUACGACAACUUUGUUUCGUUAGUUGCAAAAUGUGUAUGGCAGAUAAGAGAUAAAGAUAGAAGAGGUAAAGUAUGGAACCAACAGAUAAAACCAGCAACUUUUGAGUUAAAGAAAACCAUUUACGCCUUACUUGUUUUAGCAGGACAAAUUUCAGAAUAUAACGCAAAAAUGAACCCACAAUGUUCAAAAUGUAAAGCAGCAAUGAAGAAAUAUAACUACUCCGUCAAAGAGAUAGAAC